AUGGCCGCCUCAAUUCAGCAGCCGGCGCUAAUUUACACCAGGGACGACGCGGUGGAAAUAUGGGACGAGGCCGACGACGCGUUGCCUUUUUUGUACCUUGACUUUGAGGACGAGGAGGACGAGGUUGGGGGGAGGGGGCAGGGAUCGUCCCUGGAGAGGCGUCUGCUUUGCUCCUCGGUGGUAGAGGAGGCGCCGGGGCCCAACGCCCACGACGAACCCGGGGUGUCGUACAACGAGGCCCAAGGGACCACUGCAGGCGGAGGCCGAAGAAGCAGGAGACCGUUUCGUUCUCACUUGCCGCCUCUGAGUGAGCCGUGGCGUUUUUGGCAGUUGAUUGUGGCUGCCUUGUGCUGCGUGGUGAUCUCCUCGUCCUACACGUAUAACCUUUACAAUGGGCGGUUGCAGUCCAAAUACAACUUUACACAGAAUCAAAUGACGACGAUGGCAACGAUUGGCGACAUGGUGGGGGUUCUCAUCUUACCUUUGGGGGCCCUUUACGACCGCUAUGGGACGCAACCCAUCUUUAUUGUCGCCUUGACGUUAUUUCCAUUUUCUGGCGUUUUAUAUGGUUUGACCUUCGCAGACGCCCUUAACGGCUCCAUUGCGGCAUUCGCCGUUUACGGUUGUAUGCAGUCGCUGGGGACCGCCUUGCUGGACGUGGGUGCCGUGAUGACGAUGCUCUCUAUAUUUCCUGCCGACAAGGGGGCAGUUGUGGCUGUCAUGAAAACUUUUUCUGGGAUGGGGUCUGCCAUUAUUGGCGCCAUUCACUUGGGUUUUUUCCCGGCUGACAACGACAGCGACACCAGUCGCUUUUUCUACUUUCUCGCGGUCCUGGGUAUGGUGGCUGCUUUUCUCGGCUUCCUCUUUGUGGAGGUACCGCCGUACAUUAUCAGAGGGAGCGAAGAGCAGGUUCUGACGGGGGCGCAGCGUAAGGAGCGGUAUCGUAUUCGGAGGCAGUUUUUAAGGCAGAAGGCCCCCGCAGCUCGGUUUGCCAUUGGUUUUGCGGUGGUGAUUAUAUUGACGUUUUUCCUUCCCAUUCAAGGCGCCCUCUCGGCCUAUAUGGAACUGACGAGGGUUCAUCAUGUUGUCUUUGCUUGCAUUUCCUUCGGCCUCUUGGCUUUUUACCCGAUCAUGGCACUGCCGUGGAAGGUGCUUGACCGGAAUCUGCCGCUACCGCAUGCAGGCAGCUUUUCAGGGCGGUCAAGUCACGUGGGCCGCUUCAGCCGCUUUAGCGUGGUGUCAAGGGAUACGAUGGACAGCAUGGCGUUGGUGCGGGAGAUGGACUACAUUGCCCCGCAGUAUCAAACAACGUUGAAGCAAAAUUUAAAGACAUUGCGGUUUUGGGCGCUGCUUUGGAUGGUUUUUUCCGCGGCGGGAACCCAAAUCGUGGUGAUGGGAAACAUGCGGUUCCUCUUCGGGGCUCUGGCGGGAAAGCCGCUGGACGACUCCUUUGUGGCGCUGCUGGUUGUGCUCAUUGGCGUUGGUAGCGGGCUGGGCCGUAUUUUGCUGAGCGGGCUGGAGGUGAUGACGCAAGGUCGACCCGCGGAGGAGCGCACUCCUGUCACCUUCACGUUAUUUGUCCCCUCCGUUCUCUCGGUGGUGGCGUUGGUGCUGCUGCUCGUGCUGCCAACACACGCGCUUCCUUUGCCCUGCUUUCUCAUGGCCCUCGUCAAUGGCUCCGCCGCCGCCGCAAUCGUGAUUGUCCUGCGCACCAUUUUUGCAGCGGAUGUUGCUAAACACUACAACUUCUGCUCCAUCGCCGGCAUCGCCUCCUCGCUGCUGAUGAACCGUAUGGUGUACGGCGAGUGGUACACGCGACAGGCGGAGAAGCAGGGCAGCACCUUGUGCUACGGCAAGCAGUGCGUCCUCAUGCCCCUCUUAGUUUGUCUGGGGGCGUGCCUCUCCUGUGUGCUCGCUGUGGCCUACAUUCAUUGGGACUAUUGCAGCUUUUGCCGCAAAAUGCUCGAGUUGCGGGCGGAGAAGCUCGCCAGCCAAGUUUCCCACGCGGCAAAUUAUUCUGCUGGCAAAGGGGUUGGCACAAGCCACGGUGAAGCUGGCGCGGCGUUGGGCGAAGCGCGAAAGGUGGCGGAAUCCACAGCGGGGACGUGA
Molecule: messenger RNA, 2109 nt
Organism: Trypanosoma conorhini
Lineage: Eukaryota; Euglenozoa; Kinetoplastea; Trypanosomatida; Trypanosomatidae
Exons: 1
Coding region: 1-2109 (702 amino acids)
Cellular component (GO): membrane
Source: RefSeq, a predicted model, not a curated record